GUCCACCCACCGAGGCAGCACAGAAAGAGCAAAACCCCAAAACAGCACAGCUCACCUACAGCGCACACAGACACCUCCCUCCCCUGCAGCCUGCACGCACACAAAGGAUUUCGGGUAUCGCUGGAAAAAAAAGACGAAAUAAAACGAGGAGCCGAUCGAUUUCCCUCUUCAAAUAAAAACCCCACCUUUUCCCCAUCUCCUUCCGUCUGUUCGCGGGGGGCGACGGAUGUCUUCUCGUUGCGGCUGGGGCGGCCGUCCAGCGACCACGGAGUCAGUCGGGAGUAGUCGUCCGACUACCGCUCCAGCUCCACCAGCCGCUCCAAUCUAGCCGCCGGCCCGGCCCUGGCCCCUGGGGGAGACGACCAGUCGACAACGACGACCCGGCCGCCUCCUCAUGGAAGACCAGUCGCCUGACCGUACAUCGGUCGGUUCAGCUUCAGCGCCGAAAAAGCAUAGCGCUUCCUCACGAGGCCGGCGCCGUAACUUCUCGUCGUCAACGUGCAAGGAUUUUCUCCGCAAGUUUGUGGACAGCGAGCUUCUGACGUCAAGCCUAGAGGACUGGUUCUCCGGUCACAGCGAAGAUUGUGGUUUCAGGAAGCCAGGUUUCGACGUUCCUUUCGAGCUUACAGAGUUACACAAUUUCGAUUACGCUCUGGAGGGCGUUACUUUUCAGCAGCUAGUACGGAUGCCAAGCGCUCUGUACGCGUCGACGUCGGAUGUUUUUGAGGCCAGCGCGUAUCUUGCUCUGGAGGAUUUCCUUCACGCAGGCGUUAAAGGACUGUGGCAAACUUUCUGGGGUCCUGAUGAAGCGAUGCCGUUCUCGGUUGCCUGUGUACACAGCACGAGCUCCAGAUUUUAUCCUGCUGAGAAGGCUAUAAGCAGUGGAAGGCUCGAUGGUGUUUGCGCGACUGCUGUGCUGCUGAAGAAUUUGAAGCCUUCACAAGGAAGGUGGGAUCAUAUCGUCGUGCUGGCUUUGUUGAGACCUGAUGUCGGAAUGGUUUCCGCACAGGGUGACGAGGAGCCGUCUCCUGCUGUCUUAGGGGAGGCACUGUUCUUUGCUCUGCGUGUCCUGCUAUCUCGAAGCCUCAGCAAGUCCUCCACCGUUCUUCGCAAUUCGGACUCUGUUUACGUGCUUCUUUUUGAUUCACAGUUUGGCGGAGUGGUAAAAGUGCAAGGUGAUUUGAACAGGCUGGAUUUUGAUCUCAACAACGUUUAUGACUGUGCUGCUGAAUGGAUAAAGAAACAUUCCAGAAUUUCAGUCUGUUCCGUAGACCGAGUAUGGAACAAACUUGGGAAUGCUAACUGGGGAGACAUUGGGACCCUUCAGGUUCUCAUCGCAAUAUUUCACUCGAUGAUCCAAUUUUACGGAGAGCCUAAGUAUUCUCUCGAUGAACUGGCAACGGAACAUAGUUCAAGGCUACAGAGCCGAAGAUCAGAAAGACAUCUGGUUGACAGACAAGCUAAUGGCAAUGGUUUAUUUCGAUUCCAACAGCGAAGUCAUUCUCCUGAAAUUGUUGAGUUACAGGAGGAAGCAGCAGUUGAUGUGAAACCACAUGAAACCUUAAGGCUUGAAAUAGGGUCUGUUGUAUUGAUGGAUGAUGCUUACACACAGAAAGGUUUUCAAAUCAGUGACAUCCUAACAGGCAGUGAUCCUCCUAUUUAUACUUCUGCUCCUGUGGAAGAACCUACCAAAACUUGUUUGCUGUAUGUAGGCUCCAGCCCUUCUCAUCUGGAUCCGGCAUGGGAGGAUAUGGACUCCUGGUACCAAGUACAGAGGCAGACAAAAGUACUGACCGUGAUGAAGCAAAGAUGCAUUUCCAGCAGAUAUAUACCACACAUGGAAUCGUCCGGACGGGUCAUCCAUCCAGGCCCAUGUAACAACCCUAACUCAAAUGCAAGUUGUGGUCAUCCAUGGUGCAGUACUCCAAUGCUUGUCACCUCACCAGUUGGUGAGACCAUUUCGAAUCUGAUACGGAAUGGAUUGUUUGGUGCCGAGGAGGCUCUGAGAUGUUGCCAUGACUGUUUAUCUGCUCUUGCUGCAGCAGCAUCUGCAGGAGUCCGUCACGGUGAUAUCCAGCCGGAGAAUGUGAUCUGUGUCAACAAUGGUUCAACACAUCCGUAUUUUGUGCUUAUUGGAUGGGGCCAUGCUAUCCUUGAAGAUAGGGAUCGACCAGUAAUGAAUCUAUUCUUCUCGUCUACAUUUGCGCUCCAGGAAGGAAAACUAUGUGGAGCGUCCGACGCAGAAAGUUUAAUCUACCUUCUAUAUUUCUCUUGUGGCGGAGUUUGCCCCGACCUUGACUCUGUCGAAAGUGCACUUCAGUGGAGGGAGACGUCAUGGUCUAGGAGAGUCAUACAGCAGAAGUUGGGCGACAUCUCAGCAGUGUUAAAAGCUUUUGCGGAUUAUGUCGACAGCCUCUGUGGAACUUCGUACCCGAUGGACUAUGAGAUCUGGUUGAAACGACUGCGAAGAACAAUAAACGAAGAUCAUGGGAAGGAGGUUGACACAUCCUCGAGUUAAUGCUGCAACACAUUCUCUUGCAGAUCCAAAAUUUGGAAGAUCAAGAGUGAUAAUCAGCUCAUUACCUUUUGUUGUUGUUGUAGAUAAUUUAUUUGUGGGAGGUCCAUAGGUCAUAGUAUUGUCCAUCCUUUUGCACCAUUUUUCUUGGAUAUAAGGGUAUUUCAAAAGUUGCGAUCUGCUGCUGCUAUCCUCAAUGGGAUCACUGUCAAUGUUUUCUAUUCCUUGGUCUUGCCUUCAGCCCUUCACACAGGAGAUCCUUGAUGAUAUCAGCAACAUGAUGUAUUUUGUGAAUCUUUGGUAAAUUGGUGAGCCUCUGCUCUUGUUGCCCUCAGAGAUUCUGGUCCCAUUUUAUUCGGUUCUGGUAGGCUUCAGGAUGGUUUGUUUUUCUUGUGAUCAGUGUCUAAACUGUUAAUCGGUUGGUAAAUUUGUAACUGCUCUAGAAUAGAGGUUACAUAGUAGCAUUUGAGCUUGACUAAGUUAUUUGUGGGGUGCGAGGUUCCAUGUAAUUAUGUAAAUGUUCUACUGAGCUGCUCAGAGUCUUAUCCUACUACUGUUUUUGAAUC
Molecule: messenger RNA, 3081 nt
Organism: Zea mays
Lineage: Eukaryota; Viridiplantae; Streptophyta; Magnoliopsida; Poales; Poaceae
Product: Protein kinase superfamily protein
Exons: 2
Coding region: 395-2518 (707 amino acids)
Source: RefSeq, a predicted model, not a curated record